CCUGAUAGGGCUGUGCCAUAUCUGACCAAUCAACGCGAGCUAUUUUUUACCAAUGCUCUUCCUCUCCUUGACCCGGGUCUACAACGGAAAAAAUGGCUGAAGUCUAUUUUGGAGACGCGGAGUUGUUUGAACAACUGGAUGACUUCACCCCGGCCCCCACACAUAUUCGUUUCCCGGAAGAGAACGACGCCGACACGGUAGAAGAUGAAAAGACGCAGGGGCUCCGGAGUCUCCUGAACGAGCGCGACGACUCCAUUGAAAAGUUAACGGAGGAGAAUAAAUCGUUGAGGCGAAAGCUGAGGAUCCUCAUGCGGCCCAGGGGAAUCACAAUAGACGAUGUCGACGUCGAUGGCCCCAUCGCGCAGAUUAUUUAUUCCAACAAUGCCCUAUCCAAGCAGUGUCGUCAAGAAAUCGAGGAUAGCGUCUGUGGCGUCAUACUGAAACACCAUCAAGAGGAAAAUCGCAAUCGACGCUCAGCAUCAUCACACCUGAAGCCUCAGCCAUCGUCAUUUGCCUUGGACGAAGACCCACAAAAGGUGACUUCCACCAGCGCGAGAACAACAUCCGAAGCUUUUAAUGUGGUGGGCAGCGUGUUGUACUUUGACAGCUUCAGUGUGGACAAAUUGGGACAGCCGCUGUUUAACGACAACCCUCAGCAAACCGACGGAUGGGAAGUUCCAACCUACCCGCAGGUCUUCAGCCAGGUUAUUGGCACAGAUGGACAAGAAAUAGACGUGAAAGAAAAGAGGUCGAAGUCUAUGUGCUUUAACUGCGGCUCGAGUGUGCAUCAAAUGAGAGACUGCCCCAGGCCCAAAGACAUGGCAGCCAUCAACGAGAGAAGAAAAGAGUUCAACCAGAGCCAGGCCGGUCUCAGUAACCAGCGCUACCACGCAGACGAGGUGGAGGAGCGCUUCUCCAAAUACAAGCCGGGCGUCUUGAGCGAGGAGCUUUUGUCCGCGCUGGGAUUGGACGGCAACACCUUGCCGCCGCUCAUCUAUCGCAUGAGGCAACUGGGCUACCCGCCAGGUUGGCUCAAGGAAGCCGAAAUGGAGAACUCGGGUUUGACGCUCUAUGAUGGAAAGGUGUCAAAUGACACCUGUAUGACCAGCACACAAAACAUCACUUAUGAUGUUUCCAAACUGGUGGAUUUCCCUGGAUUCAAUGUGCCCGCACCACAUAAAGUCAAAGACGAAUUCAUGCGCUACAGUUCAGUUCCCAUGCAGAACAACCACUUGAAGCACAACUACGCCACUUACCUGUCCACCCACUUUGCUUCGCCAGACGGCCCGAGCAGGAAGAGGCCCCAUGAGUCGGACUUGUCCCAACAACGCGGGAAGCGGCCCCGGUCCAGCCAUGAUAACAAUUCUGACAUGGAUAUUGAAUCAGAUCCCGGAACCCCUUACCACACGCCCCGACACAGCAACUUGGGCUCCCCUUGCUUCAGCUCGCCACCGCCUCUUCCUCACGGCACACCGCCUGACACCCCGACGCCGCCGCCCUUGCCCAAAAGCACGCCGCCCCCAACGCCAACCAACGGCUCCCCAGCGGCGCAGGGGCCCCACUGGGUGGUGGUGGACCAGGCCACGGAGGGGACGGAGGAUGAGCUCACCCUGGAGGAGCUGGAGGAACAGCAGAGGCUGAUCUGGGCGGCGCUCCAAAAUGCAGAAACGGCCACCAGUAGUGACCCAGAGACGCCGGCGAUCGGAACCCCUGCGAUGGGGUCUCCCAGCACGUCUACCCCAGUAAGAGGCAACUCGGAAAUGGAAAAACUAGUAGAAGUGGGUGACUCUCAGGAUGAGAUUCAAAUAUUGCCUGGAGAAAUUUGUCCUCAGAAAGGUAGCACACCUAGCGUGGCCGAAAUCCAAGAUGGCAGUACCCCAAGUCCUGCUGUGAUCAAAUUCUCAGACGAUAACAUCCCUCUUGGCCAAUCUGUGAACAACAGCGCACAAAGUCCUUCUGCACUUAAAUCCCAACAAGACCGUCCUCAAAAAUCUCCAAAUGAAAGUCCUGAAACUCUUUCUCCACUUAAAUUACAAGAGGUUAGCCCCCACAGUCCCUGGAAAUCCCAUAAGGACAGUCCCCAAAGUCCUGUUCCCAGAAAAUCCCAAGAGGACAGUCCCCAAAGUCCUGGUCCCAGCAAAUCCCGAAAAGACAGUCCCCAAAGUCCUGUUCCCAGCAAAUCCCAAAAUGACAGUCCCCAAAGUCCUGGUCCAAGCAAAUCCUUAGAAGACAGUCCCCAGAGCACCGAUCCAGAUUCCCAAGAUGCAAACAGGCCCCCCAAGACCCUGACUCCCGAGGUGUCAGCCGUUCCCCACCGGAGCCGCUUCGCCGAGGGAAUCGUGCCUUUCGAGGAGACCCCCGAAUUCACAGAGGUGGCUGAAGCCACGGGGACGUACCUCCGCAUCAGAGACUUGCUCAAGAGUUCGCCUCGCAAUUUAGCCAAGAAAAAAACAGACUGAAAAAAGAGAAGACUCUUCUUGCUUGGAUCAUGUUUUUACUUGCGGGUUUUUUUUGUACAGCAUCUCCAAGGCACAAAGGGAAAUGCUGCAAAAUAUUUUUAAUGGUUUUUAUUUCAUCAUUAGUUUUAUUUGUAAAAAUGUUAAUUUGUGACAAAGUGGAUUGUGUCUUUUUUGGUAGCCCUAUGCAACAGUUUGAAGUAAACAUGUCAAACUUGCUGCACUGUCUAUUCAAGCUAGAGUGUAUUUAUUUUUGUAUUAUUUUUCUAAAAUGUUCAUCCAUUAAAUUACAGGGCAGAUA
Syngnathus typhle (broad-nosed pipefish) is the source of this 2757-nucleotide messenger RNA. RefSeq names its product zinc finger, CCHC domain containing 8 (gene zcchc8). The transcript is spliced from 14 exons. Bases 93 to 2459 code for a protein of 788 amino acids. Gene Ontology annotation, cellular component: catalytic step 2 spliceosome. Gene Ontology annotation, molecular function: RNA binding; zinc ion binding. Lineage: Eukaryota; Metazoa; Chordata; Actinopteri; Syngnathiformes; Syngnathidae. The record is from RefSeq and is a predicted model, not a curated record.